Molecule: messenger RNA, 1183 nt
Organism: Monomorium pharaonis (pharaoh ant)
Lineage: Eukaryota; Metazoa; Arthropoda; Insecta; Hymenoptera; Formicidae
Product: adhesive plaque matrix protein 2
Exons: 4
Coding region: 130-1002 (290 amino acids)
Source: RefSeq, a predicted model, not a curated record
CCAAUUUGUGACUUUCUCUGCACGAACGGUGAGUGCACCGCGCCAAACGUAUGCAUCUGCGACCCGGGUUACUAUCCGUCGUGGAUCGAAUUUCAGAAUCACUCUCUCGACAGCAAGGAGCGCGUUUGUAUGAAACGUUACGGACCUCCCUGCGAUGCGCUGUCGUGCGGCGAUAACGGCACCUGCCACCCGUCCGGCAUUUGCGUCUGCAACGACGAUUACGCGAGAGACACGAACGGCGACUGCGUGCCGAUCUGCGUCCCGGCCUGCACCCACGGCACGUGCACGGCGCUGCAUCGCUGCACGUGCCACGACGGCUACGCGCCGCGGAACGAGAGCUCCUGCGAGCCGAUUUGCAAGGGGGGUUGCCAGAACGGCGACUGCAUCAGCCCGAAUCAUUGCGUUUGCCACGACGGUUUCAUACCAAAUCUCGACCGUCAUUCCGGGGGGCCAGAAUGCAUCCCCCUGUGCACUCGUAACUGCAGCGGACACGGCGGAUGUGACAGCGACAGGUGCGAGUGUCACUUUGGAUGGACGGGACCGGACUGCGACCAACCGACGAUGUGCGUCAUAACGGUGGCUUACAAUCAUGCUGAUGUCAAAAGAAUCACAAUUCGCAAUGACACGAACAGCACAAUCAUGCGAUUCUACGAGGACGCGCCGUACUGUCAAUGUGACGAGGCCCUUGGCAACGAAACGUUGUGUUACAUGAUGCAAUCUGAUGAUGGCAAUACGACUUCUAAUAUUGCCUGCUUGUUUAGUACAGAUUUACCUUGUUACACGACACCUCGUUACAAUGCUUCGAUUAAUAUUACCAAAAUAGUUUGGCCUUUCGUGACUAUUGCUAUAUUAGUGGCCACAGGUUUAACAACAGCAGCAUAUUUAAUGUAUCGCAAACGUCAAGAGAAGAAAUUGACUACAGUUCCAGUAGGUCCGUCGACAAAUGUCUUUGUGCGAGAAUCUUUUGCUACUGAGUUUUUGUUGACUGACAAUGAGCUAUAACUUUAAAGAAGACAUCAAUCACGAAGAAUGGACUGCAAUAGUUGUGAUAAUAGCAAUUCUAAUAAUAAUGAAUUAGAUGAUAUGUUAAAACCCGUGACAUCUCAUAAAGUAGAAAUAGUAAUAUUCAUUCAGCCACUAGUCUCUAGUAACAAUUAUGUUUUUUCAUAUAAACCUAAUCAAA